AGCUGAUUGACAAGCUGGACAGCAUGGUGUCAGAAGGGAAAGGUGACGAGAGCUACAGGGAGCUCUUCAGCCUACUAACCCAGCUGUUUGGGCCCUACCCCAGCCUCCUGGAGAAGGUUGAACAGGAAACAUGGCGCGAGACCGGCAUUUCCUUUGUGACCUCAGUCACCCGCCUCAUGGAACGUCUUCUUGACUACAGGGACUGCAUGAAAGGAGAGGAAACAGAGAAUAAGAAGAUCGGCUGCACUGUUAACCUGAUGAACUUUUACAAAUCUGAGAUUAACAAAGAAGAGAUGUAUAUCCGCUAUAUCCAUAAGCUUUGUGACAUGCACUUGCAGGCUGAAAACUACACAGAGGCUGCAUUCACCCUGCUCCUUUACUGUGAGCUGCUGCAGUGGGAGGACCGGCCACUGCGGGAAUUCCUCCACUACCCAUCACAGACAGAGUGGCAGCGGAAAGAGGGACUGUGCCGGAAGAUCAUUCACUACUUCAACAAAGGCAAGAGCUGGGAGUUUGGGAUCCCACUGUGCAGGGAGCUGGCAUGUCAGUACGAGAGCCUCUACGAUUAUCAGAGCCUCAGCUGGAUUCGGAAAAUGGAGGCUAGCUACUAUGACAGCAUUAUGGAGCAGCAACGCCUGGAGCCUGAGUUCUUUCGUGUUGGCUUCUAUGGCAGGAAGUUUCCUUUCUUCCUUCGGAACAAAGAAUACGUGUGCCGCGGCCAUGACUACGAGAGGCUGGAGGCCUUCCAGCAGAGGAUGCUGAGCGAGUUCCCGCAGGCUGUUGCCAUGCAGCACCCCAACCAUCCUGACGACGCCAUCCUUCAGUGUGAUGCCCAGUACUUGCAGAUCUAUGCAGUGACUCCCAUUCCAGAGUAUGUGGAUGUUCUGCAGAUGGAUCGGGUCCCAGAUCGCGUCAAGAGCUUCUAUCGUGUCAACAAUGUGAGGAAGUUCCGGUACGACAGGCCUUUUCACAAAGGCCCCAAAGACAAGGAGAAUGAAUUUAAGAGCCUCUGGAUUGAGCGCACCACACUGACCCUGACCCACAGCUUGCCUGGCAUCUCUCGGUGGUUCGAAGUGGAGAGGAGGGAACUGGUGGAGGUGAGCCCUCUGGAGAAUGCCAUCCAAGUGGUUGAAAAUAAGAACCAGGAGCUACGGGCCCUGAUCAGCCAGUAUCAACACAAGCAGGUGCAUGGCAACAUCAACCUACUCAGUAUGUGCCUGAAUGGUGUCAUUGAUGCAGCUGUCAACGGAGGCAUUGCACGCUACCAGGAGGCCUUCUUUGAUAAAGAUUAUAUCACCAAGCACCCAGGAGAUGCUGAGAAGAUCACCCAGCUCAAGGAGCUCAUGCAAGAGCAGGUCCAUGUCCUUGGAAUUGGACUAGCAGUUCAUGAGAAAUUUGUGCACCCAGAAAUGCGACCUCUGCAUAAGAAACUGAUUGAUCAGUUCCAGAUGAUGCGGGCCAGUCUCUACCAUGAGUUUCCAGGUUUGGAUAAGCUAAGUCCUGCCUGUUCAGGCACCAGCACCCCACGGGGAAAUGUUCUGACUUCUCAUAGUCCCAUGAGUCCUGAGAGCAUCAAGAUGACCCAUCGGCACAGCCCCAUGAACUUGAUGGGUACAGGCCGCCAUUCAUCAUCCUCUCUCUCCUCACAUGCGUCUAGUGAAGCGGGAAACAUGGUGAUGCUGGGCGACAGCUCCAUGGGCGAGGCUCCUGAGGACCUGUACCACCACAUGCAGCUUGCGUAUCCCAACCCCAGGUACCAGGGCUCAGUCACCAACGUCUCUGUUCUGUCCUCGUCCCAGGCAAGCCCUUCUUCCUCCAGCCUGAGUUCCACUCACUCAGCACCAUCCCAGAUGAUUACCUCUGCCCCUUCCAGUGCCCGAGAUAAGUACCGCCAUGCCCGGGAAAUGAUGUUGCUGCUGCCCACACACCGGGACCGCCCAAGCAGUGCCAUGUAUCCAGCAGCCAUCCUGGAGAACGGACAGCCACCAAACUUCCAGCGGGCCCUGUUCCAGCAAGUGGUUGGAGCCUGCAAACCCUGCAGUGACCCCAAUCUGUCUGUGGCUGAAAAAGCGGCGCCAGCAACCCCCAGCAGCUGGAGCCUGGAUAGUGGAGCCCGAGAGGCCCAGCCCUUCCUGUCUGCCCAUAUGGGGCACAUCCUGGGCCCCCCAGUGCCUCCCCGAAGCCUGCUGCAUGGUCAUUAUUCCCUACACUUUGACGCCUUCCACCACCCUCUGGGUGAUACCCCCCCGGCCCUCCCUGCCCGGACCCUGCGCAAGUCUCCCCUCCACCCUAUCCCCGCAUCCCCCACAAGCCCCCAGUCAGGCCUAGAUGGCAGCAACUCUACGUUGUCGGGCAGUGCCAGCAGUGGCGUGUCCUCCUUGAGUGAGAGUAACUUUGGGCACUCCUCAGAGGCUCCACCUCGCACAGACACCAUGGACUCCAUGCCAAGCCAGGCCUGGAAUGCUGAUGAAGAUCUUGAGCCACCCUACCUCCCUGUCCACUACAGCCUCUCCGAGUCCGCCGUCCUGGACUCCAUCAAGGCCCAGCCAUGCAGAAGCCACUCAGCCCCGGGAUGUGUCAUCCCUCAAGACCCCAUGGACCCGCCUGCGCUGCCACCCAAGCCGUACCAUCCCCGCCUGCCAGCUCUGGAGCAUGAUGAGGGGGUUCUGCUGCGUGAAGAGACUGAGAGGCCUCGAGGCCUGCACCGCAAGGCCUCACUGCCUCCUGGGAGCACCAAGGAUGAGCAGGCCCGCAUGGCCUGGGAGCACGGCCGAGGGGAACAAUGAGGGGCAGAGAGGUGGCUGGGAUGUCACCCUCAGCAAGCAGCUUGCCCAACCACUCCAGGUCUGAAAAGCGAACCCCCUCCCCACCCUCCUCCACCCCCCAGGGAGCCAGAGAGGCUUGGCACUCAGGAGAGAACCACCCCAAGUCUCCAUUCUACUGCCGUGAACUCAUGUGUUGCCAUGUACAGAGGCCACAGCAGCAUGAAGGGUUGUGGCUUCCCUUUUUAUUUCAUUUUUUUACAUUUCCAUUUCUAUGGGUUUUCCUUUCUUUAUGCAGUAGAUGCUUUCUUCCUCCUCCAGUUCCAGGCCAUGUGGAACCAUGUGGAGAAAUUGCACAGACAGAACGCUUUGCCGCAUUACAGGGCUCAGGAGCAGAAGCCCAGGCCCUCCCUCCAGGGUAGAGAUGCACAGAAUGGAAAUUGCACUAGGGACCUCUUCCUUUGCUAUAUGGACAGAAAAGUUCAUGGUUGCAUUCAGGGAUUGCAAGGACCACAUGGACUACGUGUCACAGGUGGAUAAAGGAGCUACAAGCCGUUUUGCACAAAUGUCUGCCCACUCUUCUGUCUAGGAGUGUGCAACUGAGGAGCUGGCCAGGCCAACAUGAUGGCUUAGGCAUGUGACUGGCCUAACUGCAUGCCCAGGGCAUACUGCCAGGCUUCUAUGGGCCAGCCAUCUCCUACUCCAUCUUCUCUCCAUCAUUUUUAUUUCUAACUGUUUGUUCCCUUGGACUGCUGAUACACCUCAUGCCCCACAAAAGUCCCUUGGCAAAUGUAUCUGCAAGGGUUAUCUUCCACCCUCCCGGGCUUGCGUGAAGUACUAGAGCCCAAGGGGUACCCUAGCCACCUUCCUCCUGGGAGAGCCAUGUGGUGAAGAGUGAAGCUGGGGUGUGGCAGGGGCCGGAAAUCCUCUAAGCUUUCAGAAGCAUUUAGAACGUCUGCCAUCAGCUCCUGAAUCAGGGAUUUUCAGCACUACCUCUGAGCCAUGGAGUUGGCUGCCCACCCAGGCUUCCCGGGCCCUGAGGAUGUGGUCAGAAUUAGCAAGAUCCUGGGUAAAGAGGCUGGAAGCAGACAGCCAUGCUGGUAGAAUUGUCAUCUCCCAACUGGCCAAAUACAGCUCCUCCGCUCCAAGGCAUGUGGGUACCACCUCUCAGGGUUCAGGGCCAGCAGGAAGGCAGUUUCUCCAGCCUCUCCAGUCUGUUGGGCAGAAUGCAGUGGUAUCUUUAUAGGAAACUCUUUCAGGCCAGGGCACUGGUUUUCCUGUUUAUUAUUUGAGAGGAUAGAAUGGGGUAGGUAUAGUAGUAUUUUAUCAGGUGCUUCUAAGUUACUUAAAAAAAAACUGUCUUCAAAGUACUUUUUAUUUUAUUUGCUUGAGUUCAUGUUAGUGAUGGUCAUAAGGCUGCCUUCUUGUUGAGCAGGCAUGUUGCCCCCAGUUUGUCUCCUGCUGGUCUGUCUGUCCUCAAUGGCCAGGCUCUGGGCCCUAACCCUCCAUCCCUUCUACAUAACCCCUUUUUCCAAACAGAAAAGGCCAUGGUCAGGGUCUUUUUCUCUUAUAAACAAACGCCAGCUUGUUUAACAGAAAUGCUAGUAAAUUGAUGUAUUGGGAAAGGUGGAGGGCUAAAUUACCUUCAGGGUUUCUGGUUGUUUAUCACCAGUAUGAGUCCUUUCUGAUGCCACUGAUCAUUCCAAGCAGACAGGGGCAGAUGGCUGCUGUGAAUGUGGGUCAGUCGUGGCAGUCCCCCCACUUGAAAGGGCUGGCCAACUUAUGAGCCUAGAUUCACUUGCAACUUCAGUCUCUGGACCUUCUGGUGUUCACAGGUGUUACAGGGUCGGACUAGCUUUAAGUUUGAUUCUUAGGUAGGAGGGCAUUUUAGAUUUCAAGGCAGUUCUGAACCUGAAUCCCUGUAGAAAGUAGUCAUUAAGUAAGAACAACUACCUUCUCCACUUGAUGGCACAUGAAGUAGGGAGAGGAGUGUGGGUUUGUUUAGUCUGCUUUAUGUAAGGUGAAACUGUUUCCGUCUCCAUUUUCCCUAACUCAAUGAAAGGACACAUUCUGAAUCCUUUUCAGUGGAGAAUCAGUCAGUCUGAGGGAAGUGGGAGGCCAGAGAUGAGAACCCUUUGAAAAGAUUGUAAAAUACUGAUUUUCAUUCUUUCAAGCUUAUUUGUAAAUACCUAUUUGAAUGCUGUGUAUUUGUACAGGAAUUUGAGCAAAAAAUGUAUAAAGUGUGAUGUCCAAUUGGUAUUCAGCCCUAUAAAUGUGUUUUUAACCUCUGGCAUUCUGUGCUUAUUUUAAAACAAGACAACUUCUAACCAUUUCUUUUUGUGUAUCCAUGUUUAAAGAAAAAGUGAUUUAAAAAUGAUCUUACUGUACCAGAAAAGCAAAGUUAAAAGAAAAAAAAAUUUGUACUAAUGUCCCAAGAGGUAUUUUACUGUAUAUAUUGUGGUAGCAUGUUUGAAAUCCAACAAGUAAGUAAUGUGAAUUUUAGAUGUAAAUAUCUGCCACUUGAUUUUUCCCCCUUUUCCCCACUCCCUUGACUGCUGUGAUGUGAAUUAAAGAUGAAUACCUGCUACUGA
This is a messenger RNA of Carlito syrichta (Philippine tarsier), 5353 nucleotides long. RefSeq names its product dedicator of cytokinesis 3 (gene DOCK3). The coding region runs from base 24 to 2786 and encodes 920 amino acids. The record is from RefSeq and is a predicted model, not a curated record. The transcript has 22 exons. Gene Ontology annotation, molecular function: guanyl-nucleotide exchange factor activity; small GTPase binding. Gene Ontology annotation, biological process: small GTPase-mediated signal transduction. Lineage: Eukaryota; Metazoa; Chordata; Mammalia; Primates; Tarsiidae. Gene Ontology annotation, cellular component: cytoplasm; plasma membrane.